Macroventuria anomochaeta is the source of this 1735-nucleotide messenger RNA. Its product is annotated as Clavaminate synthase-like protein. Lineage: Eukaryota; Fungi; Ascomycota; Dothideomycetes; Pleosporales; Didymellaceae. The transcript has a single exon. Bases 1 to 1470 code for a protein of 489 amino acids. Gene Ontology annotation, molecular function: 2-oxoglutarate-dependent dioxygenase activity. The record is from RefSeq and is a predicted model, not a curated record.
AUGUCUCCUCACAUCGACGAAGAAGUACCAUCAUCACCAGAGCCUAGUGCAAUAGCUGUGUCCAAUGCUGCACCAACGCUCGAUGAGAUCGUGCAGUUAACCCGUCACGAACUAACAACAGCGCAGGAAAGCGACUCGAUCAUAGAAUGUGGCCGCGCAGCUUUAUCUUUAUUACGUGCGAACCCUGAUCUCUCCGCAAAGUUCGCAUACCAGAAGUUACACGAUGUUCCAUACAAAGAGGUCAAGACCUGCUGGAGGAGGUUGUAUACGGAUGCUACACUCUGGAGAGUCUUGAACACUACCGAAGGGCGAGUCAAGCAAGCAUGCAGAGAUGGAGACUGGAUUGAUGAGGCCGUCAGACUGCUCGACAUGACGCUUAUCCUGACCGCGGCACCAAGAAGGGAGGAACUUGCAGAGCUGUGGUUUGCUGCGCUGGAAGAGGAGCUGUCUGCUCGUGCGUCUACAGGUCCGGCACCUGAACCCUUGGAGCGCCCAGCGAAGAAGCUGAAGCUUGACAACGUCACUUCGAUACCGUCAACCUUUCCCACUGUAGCUGACGAGUCCCUACCCACGUUGCGUCAACCCAUUCCUCGAUAUGACAAUAUGAGUCUGGCCCCUUUCCAAAAGAAGCUGUCAUCUCCUGCGACACAUACACCUCUCAUCGUUGAGAACGCAAUACAGCACUGGCCCGCGUUGGCAGAGCGGCCAUGGAACGAUCCAAACUAUCUGCUGAAACGGACGCUCGGCGGCAGGCGAGUUGUCCCCAUAGAGACAGGGCGGAGCUAUACAGACUCAGGCUGGGGUCAAAAGAUCUCCACAUUCAGAGACUUCAUGUCGACAUACAUGCUCAACUCCGUCUCAAGCGAGCUUCAACGCGACAAGCACCAGACAGGCUACCUAGCCCAACACGACCUCUUCGCUCAAAUCCCGUCUCUACGCGCCGACAUCUCGAUCCCAGACUUCUGCUACUGCGACCCUGCGCCGAAUCCCCUCCCACACAUCAAAGCGACGCCGAAGCUCGAGGACCCGCUUCUGAAUGCGUGGUUUGGUCCUAAGGGAACGAUAUCGCCGUUGCAUACAGAUCCGUAUCAUAAUAUAUUGGCGCAGGUGGUGGGGUAUAAGUAUGUCAGGCUGUAUGCGCCUGAUCAGACAGAGUGGCUGUAUCCGAGGAGUGUGGAUGAGAGUGGUGUGGAUAUGAGUAAUACGAGUUUGGUGGAUUUGGAUGAGGCUAUGGAGGUGUUCCCUGAGAUUGGAGUCGUGAAGAAUGAAGGAGGCGUAGCCACAGAUGCUGGAGGGCAAAACUUACAACGGAUGAGGGAAGACCUCGAGGAACAAUUCCCUGGCUUCGGACAAGCGAAGUAUGUCGAGGGUGUGUUGGGACCUGGUGAAUGCUUGUACCUCCCGCCGGGCUGGUGGCAUUAUGUCAAGAGCUUGAGCCCGAGCUUCAGUGUGAGCUUUUGGUUCAAUUGAGUAUUAUCUGCACUGUCUUCCUACAGCCUGAUGGUCAAGCUCUCUUGCGGAUCAGGCCCCCAGACAUAGUGGGGUUAACGGUCUUGUGCUGUUAGCGCUGAGAGGGGUACCAUCGAACAAACAUAAGAAGGGAUUCAGAAGCUUUGAUAUCUUUUCACGGGUGCAGAACUUCACUUUGUUCUCUUCAAUCCUCAUACGUACUUUGACAACCUCGAGCACCAUGUCUGCUACUGCCGAGCAACAGAUCAUUUUAGUAACAGGUAAC